Messenger RNA from Mizuhopecten yessoensis (Yesso scallop), 2250 nucleotides. Its product is annotated as probable signal peptidase complex subunit 2. Lineage: Eukaryota; Metazoa; Mollusca; Bivalvia; Pectinida; Pectinidae. Gene Ontology annotation, cellular component: membrane; signal peptidase complex. The record is from RefSeq and is a predicted model, not a curated record. The coding region runs from base 61 to 714 and encodes 217 amino acids. The transcript has 7 exons. Gene Ontology annotation, biological process: protein targeting to ER.
UACUAUAACGUGUACUUCCGGUUCUAAGCUUUCGAGGCAAAGACAUCACCGGUAGCAAAAAUGGGACAGGGGUCUUUUUUAAAAGACCAUCUAUUUAUUUACUUGUUUGGAAGACUUUUACAGCCAAAGGAGUCAUCCGAACAAGAUGGGUGGUCAUCUGAUGAAAAACCAGUGAAGAUUGAUAAGUGGGACUCUGCAGCAUUAAAGAAUGCUUUAGAUGAUGGAGCAAAGAAGGUUAUACUAGAGGGCUUUAAGCUGAAGGAGUCACACACCCUGUUUGAUCUGCGACUUCUGAUCUGCUCUGUCGCGGUGGGCUUUUCCUUCUUUGCUCUGCUGUGGGACUACAUCAAACCAUUCCCAGAAUCUCGACCUGUCCUCAUCCUCUGUGUCUUGUCCUACUUUGUGUUGAUGGCUGUACUGACAGUUUACACGACCUAUAUAGAGAAGGGUAUCUUCCUUGUGGCAUUGGAUAAGGACGAGGCUGGAAUGGAGCCCGACGAUGUCUGGGAACUCUCAUCUUCUCUCAAAAAAUAUGAUGACAAGUAUUUCCUACAGAUAUCUGUUAAACCUGGCACCACACAAAUUAUACGCUCCUUAGACAUCACAAAAAGUGUCAGCGAUUUCUUUGAUGAAAAUGGAAAAUUCGAUUACGAUAGGUUUGAGCCUGAAGUCAGAAUUCUAAAAGCAAAGCUAUCAGAAAGCCACAAGGAAUAAUUCUGAUAAUGGUGCUUCAUAAACAUUAAAUUUCUCUGGGGAAAAAGUGCUUUAUUGAGACGGAAUGAGAACAGAGAGUAAGAAGAAUGAGAGAGUUCAUCCAUUGAUUUGUAUACUUCAUCUUACGUGUUUGAAACAAGUAAACAAUACUUUUGAUAAAAGCACAUGGCAUUUAAAACUUGUUCAGCAUAAGGUUGUUGUACCAUUUCCUAACACGGGGAUCAUAAAACAAUCUUAGAUGUUAAGUAUCCACGUACCACUGCCAAAAACUGGUACAAAGCAUUGGAAAGUUGUUUUUCCUGCAUAAAAUACCUUUGAUAUGCUAUUUCUGAAAAGAAAAGCAUACCAUGCUUUUAUGAGAAGUGAUAAAGAUGAACUAAAUACACUAAAAUCAACAACAGUGUUCUGAGCGGGAAAAAAGGAACAGGAUUCAAACUCUGGACUUCAUUUUGUUAUACUAUAGCUCUUAACCGAUUGAGCUAUCUGGUCUACGGAAGUGUCCUGGCCUACUGUGCUACAGUUAUGUCCAGACAGAAGUUAAGGGGAGGUAACUGUGUGUAUGGAAAACCACAGUGCAGUGGGACAGGGAUCUUUAAUAAUAGGAUUCAUCUCUGAAAAGGGACCAAAGACAGUGAAAUAUGACAAAUUUAUGAACAUAAAAAAACACAAUGGUAGGAAAAAUAUGACAACAAUUGAAUCGGAAUGUAUGUCUGAUUUCUAGCAUGAUCAAGAUCCUAGGACCUUGCUUUGUAUAUAUUAAAUGCAUAUCUAAUGUAGGAUGUUGAGUUGUAAAGAAACACAGAAAUAAACUUUACUCUCUUUGUUGAGUUCAGGGUCCCAUACAGUAUACAAAUCUUCUUAAUCCUGUGUUGUUUGCAAACUCCCUCUACUCAAAAUCGAAAAUUUGUAUCUUCAAAAAUUUGUAUGCACAGUGAAAAAAUAAAUAUUUUCAUCUGAUCAUGAACAGCCCAAAAAGUUGUAAUGACUAUUGAUGGUCUUGAGCUAAACAAUUUUCAAAGAUGGAUUGACAUUUUUUUUUCAAUGAACAUUAGAUUAGAAUGUCAGAACAUUUUUUUGCAUGCCUAAUUCCUACUACCAAUGAUACAGUGCUGAUAUUCAUGGUUUCAGCUAAUUUUGACAUUUUUGCUACCAUAUGUAGUUGUUGUGAUGGUAAUUCCUAAAGUAUCUGGAUAUUCCUCUGUGUUUUAUUGAACUUUCUGUAGGAAUGACACCAGAGACAUGGUUGUUCUAAGGUGAUACUAUGUCCAAAUCGUACUUGAAGAUAAUUGAACUACGAACCAAAUAUUUAAAUAUGAUUGAUGCUGGUCUCGAGUAUUUUGUUAUUUCUUUGGACCAGGUUAAAGCAAGUUUUGAACUGUUUGAGUAAGUAUGUGUUUCAGGUAGUGUAAAGGAAGUAUGAGAAAACUAGAAACUGUUCGGGUGAAAGUUUGUAUGGAUGUCAUUUUGGUUGAUGGGAUUAUUGUACAGGGCUGUGUCAUUGUUCUGUAUUUUACAAUAAAUUCUUGGUGUAGUGAA